Aquila chrysaetos chrysaetos is the source of this 2459-nucleotide messenger RNA. RefSeq names its product neutrophil cytosolic factor 4 (gene NCF4). Gene Ontology annotation, molecular function: protein binding; superoxide-generating NADPH oxidase activator activity; phosphatidylinositol binding. Gene Ontology annotation, biological process: superoxide anion generation; phagocytosis; respiratory burst. The record is from RefSeq and is a predicted model, not a curated record. Gene Ontology annotation, cellular component: NADPH oxidase complex. Lineage: Eukaryota; Metazoa; Chordata; Aves; Accipitriformes; Accipitridae. The coding region runs from base 613 to 1665 and encodes 350 amino acids. The transcript is spliced from 11 exons.
UGAAAAGCCAGAGAACUGCUUACAAAAAUCAUUGAAACAUAUACCAACACAUACCCGUAGUUUUCUGCCAUACUGCUGGGUGUCCUACCCUGGGAGGCACAGUCGAGCGCAGCUCUGGUAGGAGCUGGAUGUACCCACUGUAAUCGUCCACGCUUCACAGAUACUCAUUGAAAUAAACAAAGGGGGAGAGGGGCAGUGUCUCCGUUUUGCAGGGAGAGCUGAGCUACAGAGGGAUGGAGACUUGCCCAAGGUCACACAGGAAGUCUGUGAUAGUGUUGGGAGCUGAAGUCUAACCGGCUUGGUCUCAUUUCAGUGCCUUACGGCCCUCCCCCCCCCUUUUUUUUUUUUGCUAAGUUUUACGCUAAAACAGUCAUCUGAGAGCAGACUCUGACUAUUAGAUCGCUGUCACUUUUUGACAUUUCCAGCCCUGGGGAAAAAAAAAAACCGCUUUUGCUCAACUAUGGAGCCUUGCAUUGACGGGAAGUGUUUCGGAGCACAUGGCUAUUUCCUGAAGACUUACUAGAAAUCAGUGUUGCAUUUCGACCGCUAAAGGAACUGCCCAAGAAGUGAAGGAAUAGAGCUUAGCCAUCUGGAUUUAAGAAGCUGAAAACCAUGUCUCUUCCCCGACAGCUGCGAGAAAAGAGUGAUUUUGACCAGCUUCCAGAUGAUGUACCUGUUUCAGCAAACAUUGCAGAUAUUGAAGAGAAGAAAGGCUUUACUAAUUAUUAUAUGUUUGUCAUUGAAGUAAAGCUUAAAGGUGGUGGCAGAUACUUAAUUUUCCGACGCUAUCGUCAGUUCUAUGCCCUGCACACCAAGCUAGAGGAGAGAUACGGGGCAGAGAGCAAAGACAGCCCUUUUACCUGCACACUCCCUGUAUUGCCAGGGAAAGUUUAUGUUGGGGCCAAAAAGGAAAUUGCUGAGAACAGGAUUCCUAUCCUGAAUGUCUACAUGAAGAACCUACUCUGCCUACCGGUUUGGGUGUUGAUGGAUGAAGAGGUACGGCUGUUCUUCUACCAUUCAACCUUUGAUAGUGAACAGGUGCCUCACAGACUAAGACGGCUUCGCCCACGGACGCGCCGAGUUAAAAGCAUUUCACCUCAAGUGCCUAUUUUUGACCGCCUGGCAACUCCCCGGGCUGAGGCAUUGUUUGAUUUUUCUGGAACCAAUAAACUGGAACUCAGCUUCAAGAAGGGAGACUUGAUCUAUCUACUCAGCAGAGUAAACAAAGACUGGUUGGAGGGAACAGCUGAUGAUGCCACUGGGAUUUUCCCAUGUGCUUUUGUGAAGAUCAUAAAAGAUUUACCACAGCAGGAAGACACAGUUAAUAAAGUUCGCUGUUAUUACCAUGAUGAGACUGUGAGCACUAUCAGGGAUAUCUCAGUGGAAGAGGAUCUGAGCAGCAUUCCAUCAUUCAAAGAUCUCAUGGAAUUGAUAAGGCGAGAGUUUGACCAAGAUGACAUUGUUUUGAAUUACCGGGACCUUGAUGGUGACCUGAUCCGGUUGCUCUCCAAUCAGGAUGUUGAACUCAUGGUGUCUCAGAGCAGGAGAAGGCCCUCUGAGAAGCAUUUCUUCCCUUGGAAGUUGCACAUCACUCACAAAGAUGACUUGGGUGUCUACAACACUAGUCCAGGAAUAGGUGCUACUCAAACAGUGAGUGCAACAUAAGUGCUAUAUGGAAAUGUUCCAGUAGGUAGCUAUACAGUCCUUCUGUAAUCCCUCUCUGCAGACAGUUUCCUUUAACAAGCCUUUGAAGUGAGCUUGAAAAGAGUAAUUUUUAGUAAUAUAUUACCUUUCAAUGUAAAAUCUGUACUUGGUUAGCUUCUUCAGCUUUGUAGUACUCCUCUGUAAUAGAGACAUCUACAUAGGGACCAGAGAAAGUGAGGAAUAGAGAAAUAAAAUCACUGGCUGUAUUCACAAAGCUAGUCAGUGUUAGCCUGCAGUAGAGGUUUAGUGUUCUGAGCCCCAGGACCUGCUCUAAUCUCUAUUCUUGCUCCCAGAGCUAGUUAUUUGUCCAGAAUGUCUUCAUAAGCUUUUUUUCUAGACUGCCAUAAUUUUCUCUUCACUUGCUGAUAUAAAGGUUUGUGUGUCAGUGCUUAUGAAUGUGUAAUUAUUUCUGUCACGUGGGAGUCUGACUGGGCAUUCAGAGUUUGUUCUGGAAGCAUCAAGAAAACUUUUUCUUAUUUCAGUGAAGAAAUUGCAACCCACCUUUGCUUUCUUCUUUCCACUGACCAAUAUUUUGAAUUCUGUGAAUCAAACCUAGCACACCUAUGGUGUUCCUCAUAGACCUUUUUGUAAUUGUACAGACUACUUAUUUCCACAUUCUGGGAAAAUUUGUGUGAUGCCAAUUCAAACAGAAUUCCUUCUCUGUCUAUCUUCUGCUUUCUGAUACCUCCUUGCAAAGUAGAACUAACAAAUUACUGUAUCAGAUUCUUCAACAAAUAAAGUUACAUAUGAGUUUA